UUGAAGUCCUGAGAAUCGAACUAGGUAGGCUUCGUGACUGAGACCUCUGGAAGAACAGUCGGUGCUCUAAACCUCUGAGCCAUCUCUCCAGCCCCACGUGCUUUUUUUUUUUUUUUUUUCUAUUUAAAAACUUUAAUUUUCAGGUGGACCGGUGGCUUAUUGUUGCAGGGCAAAAUGGAGCUGGAGGAGGCCAUGAGUUGGUACACUAGCCUGGUCAAUCUGGCUGUCUUCCCACACCUGACUAUGGUACUUCUGGCCAUCGGCAUGUUAUUCACCACCUGGUUGUUGAUUUAUGAGGUCAUAACCAUCAAGCACACAUGCAAUAUUUACAAAGAGCUCCUCAUCUUCUUGCUGGCCUCACUCUUCAUGGGCUUUGGAGUCCUCUUCCUCCUGCUCUGGAUUGGCAUCUAUGUAUGAGUUUCCAAGGGUACCCACCAGGCAGCUUCACGAAGUCCCUGCUUUUGUAAAUGAAUUAUUUACAUUGCUACAAGUAUCCCACCUUCUGUUUACAAUAAAGGCAGGUGUGUGAAAAAAAUUUAUUUUUCAUUUUACAUACCACCUCCCCUUCUCACACUUUCUUACUCUUUACAAAAUGCCAUUUGCCUUUUCUCCUGCAGUACCUCUGAUCCAGGUUGUUCCUGUGGUCCCAGCAUCUUCUGCUCCCUAAGAUGGGAUUGUGUGUAUUUGUACUGUUAGACCCCCGAAAACUCAAGUAUUCGGGGUCCCAGGCCACGUUCGCGGUCACCCCAAUCACC
Cricetulus griseus (Chinese hamster) is the source of this 755-nucleotide messenger RNA. The record is from RefSeq and is a predicted model, not a curated record. NCBI's taxonomy places the organism in Eukaryota, Metazoa, Chordata, Mammalia, Rodentia, Cricetidae.